Messenger RNA from Saccostrea echinata, 4004 nucleotides. RefSeq lists its product as uncharacterized. Gene Ontology annotation, biological process: double-strand break repair via homologous recombination; double-strand break repair via single-strand annealing; DNA recombinase assembly. The transcript has 22 exons. Gene Ontology annotation, molecular function: calcium ion binding. Bases 52 to 3588 code for a protein of 1178 amino acids. Gene Ontology annotation, cellular component: nucleus. The record is from RefSeq and is a predicted model, not a curated record. Lineage: Eukaryota; Metazoa; Mollusca; Bivalvia; Ostreida; Ostreidae.
UUAUUCGAGAAUGUAAACAUCUAGCCUUUUAGGCCUAAUGAUUCUGAGAAAAUGGCCUCUUUUGGACAGACAGAGUAUUCACACGACGAACAAGAGGCAAUACAAAAUGCAUUGAGGCAGAAACUAGGACCCGAAUUCAUAAGUCAGCGUGCUGGAGCCGGGGGACAGAGGCUUGCCUACAUAGAAGGCUGGCGUCUCAUCAACCUUGCUAAUGAGUUGUUUGGAUUUAAUGGCUGGUCUCACUCGGUCUCUCAACAAACUGUCGACUUUGUUGACCAUAGUGGAGGGAGAUAUUAUGUAGGAGUCAGUGCAUUUGUCAAAGUACAGCUCAAGGAUGGUGUGUUCCAUGAAGACAUUGGAUAUGGAGUAAGUGAAGGAAUGAAAUCCAAGGCUCUGUCCCUAGAGAAAGCAAGAAAAGAGGCUGUUACUGAUGGGCUCAAGCGGGCACUCAAGAGUUUUGGGAACUCAAUGGGUAACUGCCUAGCAGACAGAGAUUAUCUGAAGUGCAUCAACAGAGCCCCUAAACCAACAGCUAGAGUGUAUGAUCUAGAAGAAAUGAGGAGGACAGACCAAGAUGUGGCAAUAGAACAAGCCAGGAAAUCCACUAAUAUCAGAAGACUGUCCAAUCACAAACUAGCUUCUGAUCAGACCAAUCAAAACCUUGCUAGAAAUCUUAAUAUGGUAUCAACAACCAAUCAGACAACAGAUUCCAGAGACACAGGGAUUGGAUCUAGAGACAAUAUAACAGCCACCACAAGUAACUCGCCAAAUGAAAAUUUAACUAAAAACAUCACUUCACGAGAGACAACAAGAGUAUCGACAAAUAUUGAGAAUAUUCGUGUGACGGGGAGGCAGAGCUUACCCAGUAAGGAGAAUGUUAACCCCCGGGACCAAGAAGUGGGUAUUAAGUCAGAGUGGGUUUCAGCGGAGCUGGUGCUUCAAAAGGAGGAGGAUCCACCCCCUCAGGAGUUUGUCAGGAGGGGGUCACUACCCCUAAAUCAUGGUGUGGGGACAGGAAUGAAUCUCAGACACAAGAGGACCCAGUCCACCCAGAGAGUAGAAAGUGAACCAGUUAAUACUGCAGCCAGUAAGGAUGGGGACAAGGAAGAUCUCAAAGCCAAGCAAGAGAGAUUACAACGACAACAUCAAAAGCAGCAGGAGUUCAAACAGAGGCUAACAGUCAAACAGACGGACAAUACAGCCAUAAAUAUAAUAGGGCCUCCUGUGGCGACCUCCACUCCAGCCUUUAAUGGCCUUGGUCCUCCAAUCCAUGCCUCCAGUCCCAAGGUCAUUCCAAAGUCACGGCCACAGAGCAGCUCAGAACCCUCCCCAAAUCAACCAGAGCUCCUCCCAGAGGAAAACUUUGAGGACACAGAUCUUUGGAACAACUCACUAGAUAUAGAGAGCAUAGAUCCAUUCAGUGAACACACAGCAGCGGAGGGGGCAGGCAAAAAACACCUUAACAGAAGUAAGACACUCUAUACCUCAGAGUCCAGGGGGAGAACUCCUACAAAAUCAUCCUCCUCAGGGCAAAACCGACCCAACACAAUGACCAAUCACUACCCUGUCACCAAAGCAACGGGUCAGUUACGCCAGGUCACAAGUUACACAGGUACAACAGCUGUAAAUGAUAUUGACGAGUGUGCACUCCACAGCGGCCAUAUUUGUGGACAGAUCUGCGUAAACACGAUCGGUAGUUACCGCUGUGAAUGUAACUCUGGAUACACGCUACACUCAGAUGGCAGUACCUGUAUUGAGAAUGAACCCAUCGGCUGUGAGAGGUAUAAUCCCUGCCAGCAGCGUUGUGUAGAGGAUGAAAAUGGGGUCAGCUGUGCCUGUAACCAAGGUUACACACUACUGGCAGACGGAAUCAACUGUCAAGAUAUUAAUGAAUGCACCUCUGGGACAGCAAAUUGUCCACAGGGACAAGGAUGUUACAAUCAGGAGGGAACUUAUAGAUGCCGGCCCUGCCCCCGGGGCCAGGAAGUGGACCCUGUCUCCAAGGCCUGUCGGUCUGUCCCAAGGUGUACCACUGGGUACUUUUAUGACAGAGUAGCUGGGUCAUGUGCAGACAUUGACGAAUGUGCCACUAAGAGGGACACCUGUUUAUCCUCACAGAGGUGUGAGAACACUGUAGGCUCGUUCACCUGUAGGAGGAUCCUGGGCUGUGGGACGGGCUACUCUAUGAUGGAAGAGACUCAAACCUGUAAAGACAUAGAUGAAUGCUUGCUGGGAACACAUAAUUGUCCCUCUGGUUAUGACUGUUUCAACAUGGAUGGUACAUUUAGAUGUCAAAAGCCAACUUGUCAAAGAGGUCACCGAUUCUCCACAUCUACAGGCCAAUGUGAGCCGAUACAAUGUCCGCGGGGCAGGGAACCAGACUCUAAUGGAAUGUGUGUUGACAUUAACGAGUGUCAGCAGCCCGGGAUCUGCCCGGCCUCAGCUCGCUGUGUCAACACCUACGGAUCCUACCGCUGUAUACCAAGUACUUCCUGUCCUCAAGGUCAUCAGGUCGAUCCUAUCACUAAGGCCUGUAUAGACAUUGAUGAAUGUGCGAGGGGAGUUCACAACUGUCAAAGUGACCAGGAAUGUGUCAACACGGCAGGAAGUUAUGGCUGUACCUGUGGGGAGGGGUACAGACGGGAUUCUCAAGGUCGCUGUGAAGAUAUUGAUGAGUGUGCAUAUGGCAACAUCUGUCCGUACAAUGGAGUUUGUGAGAACACACCUGGUAGUUACAGGUGUAACUGUAACUCGGGUACAGUGCUCAGGGGCAGGACGUGUGAAGAUAUUGAUGAAUGUGAAAGCAGAAACGUAUGUGAACAAAACUGUGUUAAUAUUGUGGGAUCCUUUGAGUGUACAUGUAGGUCAGGCUACAAACUCAACCCAGACAAACGCACCUGCUCAGACAUAGAUGAAUGCCAGUCGUACUCCCUGAGGGGUCGGGUCUGUGGAGGGGCCUGUAUUAACACACCAGGGUCCUACAUGUGUACGUGUCCCGAUGGUUGGAGGACUCUAGGAGGAGGAAGGUCAUGUCAAGAUAUCGAUGAGUGUGCUGAGGGGACGUAUCGCUGUACGACCCCCGAGUCAAUGUGCUUCAACACCCGGGGCAGUUAUAAAUGUCCCCAGGUGACCUGUCCCCCUGGCUUUGUCAGGACCCCUGUAGGACCUCGCAGAAACAGUGUAAGAUGUAAGCGUACGUCCUUUACCUGCCAAAGAGGAGACGUUCAGUGUUUGACUGCUCCUAUCUCUCUGUCCUACAACUUUCUGUCAUUCCCAUCAAACAUCAAGAUACCAACAGAUUUAUUUGCCAUGUCAGGACCCCAAACUUCUCAAAAGCAGUUUGCUUGGAAUCUCAAGGUCAUCGAUGCACGACCUCUCAAAUCGGGGGUCAUGGCUGUAAACAGAGGAUACUUUGACCUCAAAAUUAAAAAUUCUGCCCAAGCCGUGGUAUCCUUGAACUAUCGAAUCCCUGGCCCACAGGACGUGGAGCUAGAACUGACCAUGCAGAUCACUGAUCUCAGGUCACGCUACACAGGAACCGCCGUAUCCAAGAUAUUCCUGUAUGUUACUGGUGACAGUGUGGUGUAGACAAAGGGAGAUACAUGUAUUUGAAUGAUCACUGUUUACUUCAUUUCAGAAAUAAUUUGCAUGAUUGUUGAUUUUCACGAUUGUUUGUACAUUUACCCAUGUUAAAAUGGCGUCAAUUGAAUUUCUGUUGUAUGUAUCCAAAAGAGGUUUAGCAGUCUGGUAGAGAGUAAAGUGCUCAUUUAAUCAAUAAGACAAGCUAUGUAUAAAUUUUUGCUCAUUUUUUUUUUCAUACAAAAUCUACAUUACUCUGUAUUUUGCCUUCCUGAAUCAGUUAUUUUUAUUAUAUAUGUGUGCAAGUCUGUGUUCAUCAACUACAUCUUCAUGCAUGCAUGACCUGUUAAGAAAUAAUAUUUGUUUGCAUUUUCUUUUUUUUUUUUGGAAAGUUUUGAAUAAAAAUUAUCAACUGGUACAGAGAA